This is a messenger RNA of Teleopsis dalmanni, 7161 nucleotides long. RefSeq lists its product as uncharacterized. The transcript has 10 exons. The coding region runs from base 509 to 7156 and encodes 2215 amino acids. Gene Ontology annotation, molecular function: protein binding. Lineage: Eukaryota; Metazoa; Arthropoda; Insecta; Diptera; Diopsidae. The record is from RefSeq and is a predicted model, not a curated record.
AGUGUUCUCCUUCGCUCCUUUUGACAACAAUUUUUUGCAAAUUCUUUCUGCAUUUAAGGGUGUCUCAAAAUUUUGUGGGGUGAUGCACAACCACCAAAAUUAAAUACGCGUGGAUAUCAUAUGAUGAUGCCAACCAACAACACCAAUAACAAUGACAACAACAACAACAAAUAUGCCUUAUUUACUUAAAUAGGCAUUGCUCAUCAGCAAUAAAUUCGUGGAAUUUUGUUAGGCGAAGUCUUUGAAUAUUUCUAUAACAAACUAUAUGAGCCAGUAAGGAUAUUAAAGAGAAACAUUUGCCGUAAAUUGAAAAUGCAUCGCAUACAGCACUAAAAUAUUAAAGAACGCACAACACUUGUCCACACUUUGACAUGAUAUAUAUAUGAUAUAAGUAACCUAAAGAUCAGAAUCAUAAAUUUUAAAGGAAAAACGUAAAGUGUCAACAGGAGAACAAUUUUUUGAACUUCCACUGAAGUCUGCUGUUAUUUAUAAUUUUUAAAGCACAAAAAUGUCCAAACAUCCUGAUAAUGAUAAUUUACGCAAUGACAUAUACGAAAAUUUGCCUUGCCAGGCCAUGUACAAUGAGUCCGUACGGAAAAUACAACAACAGAAAACCGCACAAACAGCUGGCAACAAUAUGGCGAAUAAUGUAAUUUCCCAGCAAUUGUUGCUGAAUAAUAUCAGCAAUCAGAAUGUGCACAUAAAUUCCAAUUCUAAUUCAAAUUCAACACCAAACAACAAGCAGCAUCAGCAUCAACAUCAUCACCAACACCAACAGCAGUCACCGCAGCAGCAACAAAGCAAUAAACACUACGCAGUCAGCAAUAUUCCCAAAGAAAUGCUCUACGCUACGCCCUUACGCAAAUCAGAUCGCUAUAAAAGCGGUGAGCGUAGUCGGUAUAAUAGCUCACAAGGACGCGUAACUCAACAUGAUUCAUCUGCUAGUAAUGAUGCGAAAUUAUCAAAUUUAAUGGAAUACAAACCACUCAACUCCAAGGAUACAAAUCGCAUGUGCACUCGUAAUGGCAACACCAUACCAGUUACAGAUUUAGAUGAAGACGACGAUAAUACAGUUGAAGGUUGCUCAUCGAGUGCUUUGGUCGGUAGUACAGGGUACACGAAACAACCAUCAUCAUUACCACCGCUACCAAGUACGGGCACACCUAAUCAUCAAUUGGAAGAUAGACGUAUACUUAACUUUUUAAAAGACACAACACAGUUACAAAAGAAAUUAGAAAUUUCUGGACGAGACUGUCCAAAUGCUAGUUUUUCCAAUUUGGCACGUGAGGAACACUUCGCCAACUUAGUUCAACAAAACUUUCCAAUAGAAUCGACACAUGGUAAUGAACGAGUUAUAGCUACCAAUUUUACUCCUCAAAAUGAAACGAAUGCCACUGCAAAUACAGAAAUUGUAACAGCUCCACUUGAAGGGACCACAGAAAAUUUGGAAGUGUUUAUGCAAAAGAAGGCAUCACCUGACAAAGAAGUUAAUGGUCUUGUGGCAAAUGGCACUCAUAGCAUUCAAAGUACAAUACGCUGCAACGCCACAGUCUAUAUACACCGAGAGUGGGUACUAAAGAAGAUUGCCGUGUGUUUGGAACAACGUACAGCAGGUAAAAAAUCAAUGCCCGGCUUACUCGGUGCUGCAGGUGGUGUUAAGACUGAAGCUUUAAGUGGCGGAUUCAUGUCUAGCCGAGCAAAAGCUUCAGCGAUUUCAAGCUCUUCUUACAAUGGUUGUCUUGUUUUGGGUUCUAAUGGUUCAGGCAAAACGUCUAUAUGCCAAGCAAUUAUGAAUGGAAAUUCAGGCACAAAAGGCAUUUUAAAUCGUAAGCUACUUGCAUGUUAUCUUAUUGAAUCCCAAAAUCCAGAUUGCCAUAGUUUAUCACUAUUUAUACGCAAAAUAGUACUACAAAUACUCAGCCAUUCCUCGAUGAUAACUAAAGAAGAUAAUCAAAGAAUUAUUGAUGAGGGCUUAUCAUUUCUGCAAGAAGAAGCACAACAACAAGAAUCAAAAUUAGACGAGGCUAUGAAUAACAUAUCUUUAGAUGAAAAUGCAGAGGAAAUACUUAUUGCAGAGUUAAAACGUGGCGCUGCGGAUUAUGAGAAUGGCAUUACGAACUUUAAUGAAAGGCGUACCUCAACCAGCCACAAAUCAAAUAUAGGUAUAGUUCGUCAAAAAUCUGAACCGGCUGGUGAUGCAAAACUAACUACACCGAUUGAAGAAAUAAAAAAAUAUAAUUAUGGCACACAUCCACCCAAAAAUAGCACAAGAGAACCAAGUGAAGAUAAGGACAACGACACAGAGAAAGCACAUAAAGAAGAUAUUGAAAAAGAAAGAGAAAAAGGUAAAGAAAAAGAUAAAGAGAAAGAAUCGCCAUCAACUUCAAAUAAGUGUAGUCCAGGGAAAAAAUCUAAAAUACCAGUAAAACUAGGACGGCCAACUGCAGUGGCAUCUCCAGUGAAAGUAGUAGCUACUCCUACUAACUCAGGCAAUGCUAUACAACAAGGAGGAGGUGAAGAUAUUGCCGAUUUUGUAAGUGAAGAACUUAAGAGUGAAAUAGAAGCAGCAAUUAACGAUGAUAAUGCCGAUGAAGAAAAAGAAACAAUAUCCAAAGAAACAAACGAACGCGAAGACAACGAAGAUAAACCAGAGGCUGAAAAAGAUAUAUUUAAUGAUUACAAAGAAAAAGAAGCAACGAAUGAAAAAACUAAAGAAUUGACAGAGAAUUUAAUUGAUUUCGAUAAAAGCCCGAAUGCUGCACAAAAUACAGAUAUUACUGCAUCUAUUAAAACUGAUACCGAGAAAUAUCGACACCCUAUAGAAUCAUCAAACACAAACACAUUACCACCACCGCUACCAAAACCAAAGAGCUGUCGUACUGUUAUUGCUGAUGGCUAUUACGAAAUGUUACUAUCAAAUCCUGAAAUAUUUGAAUGUUUAAAUGUGGAUAAUAUAGAGAAAAAUCCUGACGAAUGCUUUAAGAAGGCCUUAUUGUUCCCAUUAUUAGAACUAACACCACCCAAAGCUGCAUUACUCCUUUUGAUAGAUUCAAUAGAUGAGAAUUAUAUCAAUGAAGGUAAUUUGAUUUCAACUCUAAAAGGUGGACGUGGUACAACAACGCACCACAAGAGCAGAAAUGUAGCUGAACUGUUAUCGAAUCACAUACAUCUAUUUCCGAAAUGGUUGUUCCUAGUAUGUACUACCAAAAAGCAAACCAAACAAAUAACUAAAAUGUUUACCGGAUUUAAGAAAAUAACACUUGAUGAUCUACGUAAGUCACACGUGGUUAAAGAUGUACAGGAGUACAUUAUUAAUCGUCUAAAUUCGGAUUUCAAGGAUAGCAUAAUGCUAACCAAAGAAAUAAUUGAAUCAUUGCAUCAACUCUAUAUUAAAUCAAACGGUUGUAUAUUGUACUUGGAAAAGGUACUAAAUGGUAUCAAAGAAAAUUUCUUCAGCUUCCGUGAAAUCAAAUUAAUUCCAUGUACUCUGAAUGGUCUCUAUUUGUACAUAUGUCAGAAGUCUUUCAAUAAGAAGCAAUACAUGAAAAUACGACCAUUACUUAAUGUGUUACUAGCUUCCUCUGGCUACGUGGACAAGUUGUUUCUAUUUAAUUGCCUACGCACACAUAACUAUACGAUUGACACAGAUGAAUUUGAGAAACGCCUACAUUUGAUGAAGAACAUACUCGCCUACGAUACCGAACAGACGCGUCUUAAAAUCUUUCACAAUUCAUUUUCAGAUUGGUUGGUGGAUGUAAAAUUCGCUACAAAGAAAUUUAUUUGUGACGUCAACGAGGGUCACGUUAUAAUCUCAAUGUAUUAUUUACUUGUAGCUGAUACGCUUUGCGCCAAUAAUGUGCGUAAAUUUGUGUAUCAUCUUAUAAAGUCAGGAGAGUACUUGACUAAUCGUAAUGUGAGUCUGGACAUGAUUUUAAUGCUUUUGGAAUCACGUUUAAACUUGAACGAUUGCUUUUACACUAACCAACUAAACUGCUGUUCGCUUUGUGAAAAUGAUUUUAAAAAUGAUCCAAAUUUUCUACCCAAGACCCGCGCAAUGGUCGAGAAAUUUUUAACUAGUAAACUAACUGAUGAAUUUUCACAGUUCUUGUGUGACUUCUUUAAACCGAAUCUUCCCACUGAUGCAAAAAUUCUGAAGUUGUUAAUUGAAACUGGAAUCAACAAUGCAGAAUCACAGAAUUCGUGUGAGUCAUCUCUUAUGUCUCCAGAACUGUCAGAAAAAUCGCAAAAUAUUGACUUCGAAUUAGCUGAUCUAUUGAUUUCAAGUGAAAAAUCGUGCAUGCUGGAGACACAACGACCUACUAGUCCAUCAGAGAAAAGUGAACCACCCAAUGAAAGUCAGGAUGAAAAUACUUCAAGCGCUUUACAUCAACUUUCUGAUUCUAAUCGCAUCGAGUUGCACAAGGGUAAAGCGCUUGUACACAUACUUGCAAACGAUGGUAAUCAUCAACUCUUGGAGCGCGCAUUAAAUGCCUGUAAAGGUCCUAUAGAUCUUGAAAUUGAAGAUUAUAAUGGUCAAACUGCUUUAAACAUAGCCGCACGUAAUGGCCAUUUAGAUGUAGUAAAGUUACUCUUAAAUUUUACACAACCCUGUAAUGAUGGCACCGGGCGUAUGCGACGCAUAGAUGUAAAUCACGCUGAUCGUGAUGGAUGGACGCCAUUACGUUCUGCGUCUUGGGGUGGUCAUACUGAAGUGGUUAAGUUACUCAUAUUGCAGCCAUCUUGCAAAAUUGACUUAGCAGAUAAAGAAGGGCGUACUGCUUUACGUGCAGCUGCUUGGAGUGGUCAUGAAGACAUACUUAAAAUACUAAUAGAGUCAGGUGCUGAUGUGAAUUCUGUUGAUAGGCAAGGGCGCACAUCAUUAAUAGCGGCGUCUUAUAUGGGUCACUAUGAUAUUGUGGAAAUAUUAUUAGAAAAUGGUGCAGAUGUAAAUCAUUUGGAUUUGGAUGGUCGUAGCGCACUCUGUGUAGCAGCACUUUGUGGCUCAUCCGGUUAUAGUAAAGUUAUUUCGACUUUACUGGAACAUGGUGCCAAUACGGAUCAACUUGAUAAUGACGGCAUGUCACCGUUAUUGGUGAGCUCUUUUGAGGGUAAUGCUGAGGUGUGUGAGUUACUUUUGGAAAAUGGUGCCGAUCCCGAUCUUGCUGAUUUUAUGGGUCGCACACCAUUGUGGGCCGCAUGUACAGCUGGUCAUGCUAAUGUAGUAAAACUUUUGCUGUUCUGGGGUUGUGGUAUUGAUUGCAUGGAUUCAGAGGGACGAACCGUAUUGAGUAUUGCAGCUGCACAGGGUAAUGUGGAGACUGUACGACAAUUACUGGAUCGUGGGCUUGAUGAGACGCAUCGAGAUAAUGCAGGUUGGACUCCCUUACAUUACUCUGCUUUCGAAGGUUUUCAUGAAGUUUGCUUGCAAUUACUUGAAUCGGGUGCUAAAAUUGAUGAGUGUGACAACGAAGGCAAAACUGCUUUGCAUCUCGCUGCUCAGGAAGGUCGCACAAAAUGUGUGCAAGUGUUAUUAGAAAUUCACUCAACUUUUGUUGAUCAGAAAGCGCAUGAUGGCAAAACUGCAUUCCGACUAGCAUGUUUAGAAGGCCACCUCGAUACUCUACAGUAUUUAUUGAAAUUCUGUUGCGAUGUUAACUCUACUGAUGCUGAUUCUCGCACUACACUCUAUAUAUUGGCCCUUGAAAAUAAACUUGAUAUAGUUAAGUAUUUGUUGGAGAUGACUAAUGUGGAUGUGAACAUACCCGACAGCGAAGGUCGUACCGCUCUGCAUGUGGCAGCUUGGCAAGGACACACUGAAAUGGUUAAGCUACUUAUCACAUUAGGUAAUGCUGAUGUAAAUGCCAUGGACUUGGAAGCACGUACCCCUUUGCACUCAUGCGCUUGGCAGGGAAAUCAUGAUGUUAUCAAUAUUUUAUUAUAUUUUGGAGCUAUGGCUGAUCACGCCUGUAAACAAGGCGCUACCGCCUUAGGCAUUUCGGCGCAGGAAGGACAUGAUAAAUGUGUUAUUGCUUUGCUUAAAUAUGGUGCGAAUCCCUAUAAAUCUGAUCAUUGUGGACGCACCCCUAUUAAAUUAGCAGCUAAGUCAAAUCGCUCAAAUAUAUUAAAAAUUUUUGAAACCUAUACUAAAGUUGAAGCUAAUAGCUCUAUGGAACCAAAAUUCCAUGCAAAUAUGCUACGUUCACCGGAUCAACCACCAUCUUUGCCGGCACAUCAGAACCUUGGCAUUGGCGCAGUACCAUUUCCACCACAUAAUUCUUCAUCAUCGGUAUGUUCCGCAGCAACAACGGCAACAGUAAACAAUAUCAACAACAAUAAUAAUAGCAUGCAACCACCAAGUCUGUUGAAUGCUUCGAGCUCUACACAUAGUUCAAAUAAUUUCUAUCAGAAUACGAUGCAAUCGGAUACGAGCAGUUUACAUAAGCGCAAAAGUGUAAUUUCUAGUCAAUCCACCGGUAGUAGCAAUGAUCAACAACCGCUCACAUUUACACAGCAAUUGCAACGUCAAACUAAAUUAAACUCUCGCAAUAAUCCUUUUGUGCAAAAUGCACCAAUCAUCAAUGCUAAAAAUAGUGCUUCAGCAGCGCAUAAAGGUGCACAUGGACACCACUCUCAAAGACAUUCGCAGAUGUUACCCAAUUUAAAUGAGCAUCAUUUGGCUUCAAAUAUAGGAACAAAUGAAGCUGAUCUCUACGACAUGGAAUGCAUGUCGCCUUUAUAUGCUACACCUCCACACUCACCCAGUAGUGAGCUAAGUUCACCAGGUCAGUUACCAUCAAUAAAUGUUUUUGAUGAGAUUGCUGGGGCUUCUGGCAGUAAUCAUAGCAACGCAAUUGGUGCAACCAGCAGCAAUUCAGGUGGCAAGUCUGUUUUACCAGAUAAUCACUUCGCGCGUGACACACACAUGCGCAUAAUCUUGGGAAAUCUUAAAGAGAAUCAGUCAAGUUCAUCAAGCAAAAAUAAACGUAGCGGCAUUACUACAAAUCCAGCAAUGCGUCUUAUUCGUAGUCGGUUUGAUUCAGCAGCACAAUUGAUUCGACGAACCAAUAAUAUGCUAUCUUCAAAUAGUAAUCAGGGGUCUUCAAGUAUUGGCGUAAAAUCGGGAACAUUUCAAUGGCGUAAAGAAAGUCAAAUGUAAUUUUA